Messenger RNA from Dioscorea cayenensis subsp. rotundata (Guinea yam), 1456 nucleotides. RefSeq lists its product as uncharacterized. The record is from RefSeq and is a predicted model, not a curated record. The coding region runs from base 234 to 1211 and encodes 325 amino acids. NCBI's taxonomy places the organism in Eukaryota, Viridiplantae, Streptophyta, Magnoliopsida, Dioscoreales, Dioscoreaceae. The transcript has 15 exons.
CUCAAAAGAAUCUCAUGCAGUGACAAAAGCAAGAAGCCAAGCGUUCCUCUUUAUAUAACACCCAAACUCUCUAGUUCAGAGAAAGCAAAGCAAAGAAAAGAAUUAAUAUUCAAGAGAAAUAUUUAUUUAUAAGUACUUUGAGGUUUUCACUUUUCAUAGCCACGGCUCAGCUCGCACAGCAACUCAAGGAGGAGUUCUUUUACGUUGUUAGCAGUGUUAAGAGUUUCAGCUUCAUGUCUUACACUAUGGGAAAACAAGAUUCGGAAGUUAUUGCAGAAAAAAAUGAAGUUGGAACUCUGCAGAUUAACACGGCAAGAGAAUUUGUUUUAGGAGCAUCUGGUGUUGCUACAAAUGAAAUCAAUUACGAUAAAUGCACUCCUGAAACUAAUGAGACUGAAGUCAUUGCAGAAAAAAAUGUUGAAACUCCACAGAUUAACACAGCAAAAAAAUUUGUUUUAGGAGCAUCUGGUGUUGCUACAAAUGAAAAUCCCAGUUACGAUAAAUGCACUCCUAAAACUAAUGAAAUUGAAGUCAUUGCAGAAAAGAAUGUUGAAACUCUGGAGAUUAACAUGGCAAGAGAAUUUGUUUUAGGAGCAUCUGGUGUUGCUACAAAUGAAAAUCUCAAUUACGAUAAAUGCACUCCUAAAAUUAAUGAAACUGAAGUCAUUACAGAAAAGAAUGUUGAAACUCUACAGAUUAACAUGGCAAGAGAAUUUGUUUUAGGAGCAUCUGGUGUUGCUACAAAUGAAAAUCCCAGUUACGAUAAAUGCACUCCUAAAACUAAUGAGACUGAAGUCAUUACAGAAAAAAAUGGUGAAACUCUGCAGAUUAACACAGCAAGAGAAUUUGUUUUAGGAGUAUCUGGUGUUGCUACAAAUGAAAAUCCCAGUUACGAUCCAAAUACUCCUAAAAUUAGCGAGAUUGAAGUCAUUGUAGAAAAGAAUGUUGAAACUCUGGAGAUUAACACGGCAAGAGAAUUUGUUUUAGGAGCAUCUGGUGUUGCUACAAAUGAAAAUCCCAGUUACGAUCCAAAUACUCCUAAAAUUAGCGAAACUGAAGUCUUUGCAGAAAAGAAGGUUGGAACUCUGCAGAUUAACAUGGCAACAAAUUUUGUUUUAAAAGCAUCUAAAUCUGAUGAUGAUCAUGUAUGUAAAACGCCCAGUGGGGGUGACCAUGGUCCUGGCACCGACGUGAUUUCCAACUCAACUUGAAGAUGACAAGUUUAAUGUUGUUCCCGUCUAUAUAUUUUCUUCGUUAUUUUCUGUGUGUUAAUGUUGUUGUCAUAUAUAUAUAUAUAUAUAUAUGUACCACGCAUUGCUGGCUCUUGGUUGUGAUUUGUCUUUUAUUAGGUGUGUGAUAUAUAAUAUUGAUUAAGGGCUUGUACUCAUAAAUAUUGAUUAAGGGCUUGUGUAAUAUAUAGUAUUGAAGAUGACAAAUUUAAUGUUGUUCUCGUCUA